AUUUGCAACCCAAUCUUUGGAGCCAAAACCCGCCACCGCUAUUACUGGUUAAAUAUUUUAUUUUAAUUUUUCUUAUUUUCAUAUUGUAUAAUUAUAUUUUUAUUUUUAACAGAUAAUUUCUUUGUUGUUAGUUUACGAAACCUACAUCUGUGUGUCCUACGCGCAGCUCAACUUUUUUCCUCUGCAAUCUUCCAUUGAUUCAAACCCUGAGAUUUUAUUUUGUUUUGGUAGGACACAAUUCAUUCUCGCUCUCUCUUGCGAUAUAUAGAUUCGUAGAGUGACAGCACACAAUUCGUUUCCAUUUUGUUUGUUUUCCGGAGAAUUUACGUAAACGUGCGAAUUUUACAGAUUUCCUUUUCCUUGAUUACUUCAAUUAGGUUUUGUCAUUGAAUUUUAGGGUUUACAGCGACAUCCGCGCAGGUUGGCUGCCGUUUUAUGGAAUCGUUUGUUCAAAUUUACGUGUGUAUAAUUGGAACCUUUCAUAUUUGAUUCGGGUUUUGUUUUAUGAUGCGAAAUUAAGACUUUCUUGGGUUGGUGCUGAGGAAAUUCAUUGGAAUCGAAUGCUUAGAGGAUGAUUGUUAAAAAAACUAUGAAAGUUGAAAUGCAGAAUCUGAAGCGGUGUAAGAUGGGAGAGUCUUGCAGUGAAUACGAGGGGGAUUACGAGUGUUUAUUGAUUCCAAAGAAACGGAAAACUAAUUUGUAUGAUUCAUAUUCGAUUGGUAUGUACAGUGAAGUUGAUGAUUUUAGCAGUGCUUCUGGUUCUUGGGCCGGUGAAGGAUCGUAUUGGGCAAGCGAAGUACAAUCCAAUUCGAAGAGAUUGAAGAAUAGGAGCACGGUGAGGUCUCAAAGACCAUUAUCGAGAUCUUCGAAAGGGCGAAUUCAAAUGCUUCCUUCUAGGUUUAAUGACUCGAUCGUUGAUAUAUGGAAGAAUGUCGAAAUUAGACCAGAUGACACUGAUUCGAGCUUUGAGGAUGAUGAAUUCGUGGAAAAUAGAGAGGAUUUUGAUGACGAGAGAUGUAGAUAUAGUAAAACGAAAUUCGUAAAGGGUAAUUUUUCUAAUUCAUUUCCAUUUUAUGAACGGGAACGGAAUGGAGAAGUGGGCAGUGUAAACUUCAAUAGUUUUGAGUACAAAAACAGUAAUUCAAAUAAAUUGAGGUCGCAUAGUUCAUUGAUAGACAGUGAAGCGUUCAGAUAUAAUGAAUCGAAGAAAUUGAGAAGAGUAGCUGGAAAUAAGAAAGAUGUUUAUAAGCCCGAGGACUUUGCUUUGGGGGAUUUAGUUUGGGCAAAAUGCGGGAAGAGAUUUCCUUGGUGGCCAGCCAUUGUUAUUGAUCCCAUAUUGCAAGCUCCUGAAGCUGUUCUUAGUUGUUGUAUUCCUGACGCUCUCUGUGUGAUGUUUUAUGGGUAUUCUAAAAAUGGGACACGAAGGGACUACGCCUGGGUGAAACAAGGGAUGAUAUUUCCUUUUGCGGAAUUCAUGGAUAGAUUUCAGGGGCAGACACAAUUAUAUAAUUGCAAGAUGAGUGACUUUCAGAUGGCACUAGAAGAGGCCAUUUUAGCAGAAAGUGGUUUCCUGGACACGAGGAGUGGUGCUGCACACAUUAUACAUCCAGAAGCUCGCCUCUGUGAAUUCCAAGAGGCCAGUGAUUCAAGUGAAAAUCAAGACUUUUAUGCUCACUACCAGGGUGCAUUAUACAAGGAAAUGAAACGCUGUGACAGUUGUAAUCUAAUCUUGCCCUGCAAAACUAUCAAAAUGCAGAAGGGUUCAAAAUUUCAAAUGGAGCUUAUAUGUAAACACUGUGCUAAGUUACGGAAGUCAAAACAGUAUUGUGGCAUGUGCAAGAAGAUCUGGCACCAUUCAAAUGGUGGGAACUGGGUGUGCUGUGAUGGCUGUAAUGUUUGGGUACAUGCUGAGUGUGACAACAUUUCCAGCAGACAUUUUAAGGAUCUGGAGAACAUAGAUUACUAUUGUCCUGAUUGCAGAGUAAAGUUUAACAUUGAGCUAUCAACAUUUGAGAGAAGGAAGCCACCAGUCAAGUCUACAAUAAACAGCGGAGAAGCUAUGCCACCUGAAGAAGUAACUGUUGUAUGCAAUGGGAUGGAAGGAACAUAUAUUCCAAAACUUCAUUUAAUUGUUUGCAAGUGUGGUUCAUGUGGGUCGCGGAAGCAAACACCAAGUGAAUGGGAAAAGCACACUGGAUGCAGAGCUAAAAAAUGGAAGUACAGUGUGAAAGUCAAGAAUACAAUGUUACCACUGGAAAAAUGGAUUGCUGAGUACAAUGCACAUGGUGUGGAUCCUCUUAAAUUAGAUAAGCAGAAGCUACUUGCUUUUUUGCAAGCAGAGAAGUAUGAGCCUGUUUAUGCAAAAUGGACAACAGAAAGAUGUGCUAUUUGUAGAUGGGUUGAAGAUUGGGAUGAUAACAAAAUCAUAAUAUGCAACAGGUGUCAAAUAGCUGUCCACCAAGAAUGCUAUGGAGCAAUUGACAUUGAAGACCUUACUUCAUGGGUGUGCAGAGCAUGUGAAACACCUGGUGUGGAGAGGGAGUGUUGCCUCUGUCCUGUAAAAGGAGGUGCUUUAAAGCCAAGUGAUAUUGAGAUGCUGUGGGUUCAUGUCACUUGUGCAUGGUUUCGACCUGAAGUUGGUUUCUUGAAUCAUGAAAAAAUGGAACCUGCCACUGGAAUUCUUAGAAUUCCAUCAACCACAUUUUUGAAGAACUGUGUUAUCUGUAAUCAGACUCAUGGUUCCUGCAUCCAAUGUUGCAAGUGUGCGACCUAUUUUCAUGCAAUGUGCGCUUCAAGAGCAGGGUGUUUCAUGGAAUUGCACUGCAUGGAGAAGAAUGGGAUCCAGGUUACAAAGAAGUUAGCAUACUGUUCUUUUCACAGAAAACCAAAUCCAGAUUCUGUCAUAGUUAUGCGUACUGCAUCGGGGGUUUUUGCUGCUAGAAGCUUGCUUCAGAACCAGAAUAAGAGUUUCAGUUGUUCAAGAUUGGUUUCAUCUAAGAGAGUAGAACUUCCUGAACCCUCUGCAUCAGAGAUUAAUGAGUUUGAUCCUUUAUCUGCUGCAAGAUGUCGACCCUUUAAAAGGUCAAACAAUAAGAGGGCUGAAAGGGAGCCGACAUUCCACCGACUGAUGGGACCGAGGCAUCAUUCUUUAGAUGCAAUAAGUAGCUUGAGCACCUAUAAAGAAAUGGAAGAUUCUACAGUUUUCUCGUCAUUUAAGGAACGACUUGACCAUUUACAGAAAACUGAAAAUCACCGGGUUUGUUUUGGUAAAUCUGGUAUACAUGGUUGGGGCCUCUUUGCACGCAGAAACAUUCAAGAGGGAGAAAUGGUCAUUGAGUAUCGUGGUGAGCAGGUGAGGCGGAGUGUUGUAGAUCUGAGGGAGGCACAAUACCGUUUAGAAGGCAAAGAUUGCUACUUGUUCAAGAUCAGCGAGGAAGUAGUAAUUGAUGCCACCAAUAAAGGGAAUAUAGCACGCUUGAUCAACCAUUCGUGCAUGCCUAACUGCUACGCAAGGAUAAUAAGUGAUGGUGGUGUGGAGAAUGGCAUAGUUUUGAUUGCUAGAACCAAUGUUUCUGCAGGCGAUGAGCUUACGUAUGAUUACCUGUUUGAUCCGGACGAGCGCGAAGAGUUAAAAGUCCCUUGUUUAUGCAGAGCUCCAAACUGUCGGAAAUUCAUGAAUUAGGCUGCAUCACAUCUCUUAUCUUAUGUCUCUUUGGGAACAUCAUUCAUAUCCAUCUUCUAACCCCGGGCAAUGCUCUCAUUCUUUUAUUUUUUGAAAAGAAAAGGGCAAGUUUCUUUUCUGUUUUCGUUUUUGAUUUAUUUUGUAAGCCAUGUAAUAUUUUAAGCUGCAAUAAAAUGUAAAUACACAUUUGCUCUUUUUUUUUUUAAUUUUUAUUUAUUAUUUGUUGUAUUAUGAUUUUUUAAGGAUAAUUAGAUUGAAUUCAUUUUUACCUGAUAUUCGAAAAAUUUUUAUUA
Molecule: messenger RNA, 3975 nt
Organism: Jatropha curcas
Lineage: Eukaryota; Viridiplantae; Streptophyta; Magnoliopsida; Malpighiales; Euphorbiaceae
Gene: SDG14
Product: SET domain protein 14
Biological process (GO): regulation of transcription by RNA polymerase II
Molecular function (GO): protein binding
Source: RefSeq, a predicted model, not a curated record